UUGAGCAUCAACUAUUUACUUGUUUUAAUAUAAUUUCAUUUUACUUAUAAAAACAUAUAAAUAGUAUUCGAUUACCAUAUCAAUACUUUUAUGAACAUCAUUGUACCUUAUUGGUUGCAACAAGAUCGAGGUAAGUACUGGCUGGUAUGUAUUAUUAUUAAUCUGGUUCCACAAGGGUUAGUUUCCUGAUAUGAUUUUUUACCAUUUGCUACUUAUGUCUACCCAUAUUAAUCCUUUCAUGCAUGAUUAUCAUUGUGACAAGUAAAUAUAUGUUGAUAAACCCAAUAUAUUUGCAUCCUACAAACCUUUAUUCUAUUACUGCAGAAUAAGAGAUUAGUUGAUGAACUCCUUGAUUAAAAAUGGAGGGUUCUGAAUUAUAUUAUUUUGCCAACUUCAAGAUUGGUUAAUGUUAAAAAGAAUAGGUUAGUGAAAUGUAAGAGGUAUAUGCUCUGUUUAAUUUAAUUAUGUGCCUGUUUACUGUCAUGACAGAUACUUAAUUUCUAAACCAGGUGUUCUGUGAUACCCCUUACUGACUGAUAAGUGUGGGGUGUAUAUGAUCUCACAUUGCUUGGGAGGGAGAAGUUACUCUUUAUAAUGAUUUCAAUGGGCUUCAAUUGUAAUGUUGACUAGUCUUUUUGGAGUAUGGCCCAUAUGUGGCUUGGGUCUUCUCUUGGAGCGUUGCAUGUUGAACUUAUAUAUUAUACUAUAUGCUCUAAGCUAUGCACAUUUUGCUCAUGGUUAAGCUUUUAUAUUAUAUUUCUGUCUCCUGCAUUUCAGAUGAUAUCGAAUCAUUUCUCCACUGUAAAUUUGUAACAGAUUUUUUAAUUUCUAUGUAAAAAUUUUUUCUUGACCUUAUAGUUUGCGGAGUCUGAGUGUUGAUCAGAGAGUUGAAUACUUGCUGAUGUUUUGAACUGCAGUUUAUUCUGAGUAGCUUGAUGUUGUUGGCUCAAUAUUAAAGUUGUUUAUCCCAAAUUUGUUGUGUGCGAUUCAAUUUUUAUAUAGAGGGAAUGCAUUUUUAAAAGAUCAUUUCCAUGUACUUUGGUGGAGAAAAAAAAUUCCCCCGUGUUUUAAAUUUGUUUUCCUAGUGCACUGUUCUCUUCUCGGACCUUUAUAACAUAUCUGGAUAGAGUGGGAUCUUAUUAUUUGGGCUUGCCAUUCAUGAUUGUCCCGACUAAGUAAGGGAGCUUUUCACUAAAAGAGGCAGUAGGAAGGAGGCGGGAAACUACAACAAACCUGUGUAGUAAGUCAGUGGUGAUUGCCGAUGAUGUGGGUCUAACAACGCUUUUAAAGAUUUUGGGGAUAGUAACACUGGAUGGUUAUUUGUUUAGGCCAUUGUUGUUAAGAUUCUUUGAGCGACUAUUGAAAUUCUUUGGUUGAAAUCUGGUCUUUAAUUUGAAGGUUUGGAGCAUUUUCUUAAUAGGCCUCACAAUUUCUUUUUGGAUUUUGCAACUGUUGAUUUUAAUGUUAAAUUUAAUUGAGCACAUGUAGUUUCGAUCGUACUUCAAAUGUGAAUAUGUUUCAAAGAAAUGAUAUUUCGUGGAUUUAUGUCAUAUUUGUUUGCAUGGGAAACAUUAUACAUUUUUGAACCACCUGUAUAUUUCAUAGCAUUGAUAUUACACUGCAAUGCACCAAAGGAGGCCCAAGCCACAUCUGGGCCUAUACUCCAAAAAGACUAGCCAAUGAUAUAUUUGGAGCUCUAUUGAAACUUUUAUAAAGAGUAAGAACUUCUCAUUCCCAAGUAAUAUGGGACUCCAUACACCAGUUACCUUUAUCACUUGGUAUGGUGUAUCACAAUCUCCCCCCCUCCUCCCCUAAAUUCUUGACGUUCUCAUAGAGCCCGCCCCUUGUAGGUGGUAUAACUCAAGUCCUAUAUUUCUAGUUGGGAUAGGUUUUGAUAUCAUUUGUAAUGCCCUAAGGGAGGCCCAAGCCACAUCUGGGUUUAUACUCCAAAAGGACUAGUCACUAAUACAAUUGGAACCCCAUUGGAACUAUUAUAAAGGGCAAGAACUUCUCAUUUCAAGCAAUUUGAGAUCCUAUACAGCACUUUCAAUUAUCACUUAGUAUGGGGUAUCAUAUACACAGAUUUGCUAUUGAUACAUAUUGGCAUUUUCAGAACUCCAUGCCAUACGUUGGUGUCAUCUUUUUAGGUGGUCUGAAGCCCGAUUAGUAGAGGUUUGGGGUAGCCAUCAUAUAAAACUCUUGUAAUAUCUUCUGAACAUAGAUCCUACUGAGAUGAACAUAUAGGCGUUGUGGACCAAGGCGAUCACUCAUGUAAUAUGAGAUGCUGUUUGUGAGUUAUCUGUUUUAUUUGGCAAAAAAUUUGAGUAAAUAGGUGGUUGUAGAAUUUGUGGGCAUUACCCUUAUUCAAAACGAUCAUAUAUUAGUAUUGGACAUUCCUUUUCCACAUUGGUUGUACAAAUUAAAAGCAAUUGUUGCUCACUUGGUGAUACACUUCUAAUCUUUAUAAAUAAAUGUGGAAAAGUUGUCUUUCUCUAAAGCUGUACAAAUGUUUUAGCAGAACCUAGUGACUCUCCUUCAGUUAAAUCAAAUAUCAAAGCAACCACAUAUAAAAUUUUGGAAGUUCAUGCCUUGCAAAGAUGAAAGCAAUAUUUUCUGCAUAGUCUUCUUUUUUCCCUAUUUCAAUGGCAGUAGUUUGAAGGUCAUGCAACCCACCUUGAGAAUGCUAAUGCGGACGUGGACAUUGAAAAUGAAGGCUUUUAAAUUUUGACUGGGAUAUCAAAGUUCCUUUCAGCAAAUGAACCUAAAGCUAUUGACACAGUUUAGAAGCACAAGGCAGGUCUCAGAAUGUGAGCAUGAGCAGAAUGUGAGCCAGAACAAGAAGGGACAAACUUUGCCAGAUUCAAGGUUUUAAGAGUGUUUGAAGGUAACAUUGGAUGGUCAUUUGCCAGACGUGAUUUAUUCUUAUCAUGGACAUAGAUCUUAGACUCCCUUCUGGUGACCAUGAUAAGGAAGAUGAACCAAAUGCAAUCGAUAACAUCUUGAAUGGUGAUGAGAAACUGCAUAAUGGAGAUGUAGAUGGUGAAAAUAUGGUUGAUGUUGGAGUGGACGUACGCAUUGACGAUGGUGGGGAUUUGAAUUCUCCCACAUUGGAUAUGGUAGUGUUUAAAGAGGAAACAAAUCUUGAGCCUCUUUCUGGUAUGGAAUUUGAAUCUCAUGGAGAAGCUUAUUCAUUCUAUCAGGAAUAUGCUCGGUCUAAGGGAUUCAACACUGCAAUACAAAACAGCCGGCGUUCUAAGACUUCAAGAGAAUUUAUCGAUGCCAAAUUUGCUUGUUCUCGAUAUGGGACCAAGCGAGAGUAUGACAAAUCCUUCAAUAGACCACGUUCCAGACAGAACAAGCAAGAUUCAGAAAAUGUGACUGGCCGACGGUCAUGUGCAAAGACAGACUGCAAAGCAAGUAUGCAUGUGAAGAGAAGGGCAGAUGGAAAAUGGGUUAUACAUAGUUUCGUCAAGGAGCAUAACCAUGAGCUAUUACCAGCCCAGGCUGUGAGUGAACAAACAAGGAAGAUGUAUGCUGCAAUGGCUAGACAAUUUGCCGAAUACAAAAAUGUGGUUGGUCUCAAGAAUGACCCCAAAAACCCAUUCAAUAAAGGUCGGAAUUUGGCACUAGAGGCAGGAGAUGCUAAGAUUUUACUUGAUUUUUUUACACAGAUGCAAAGUAUGAAUUCUAACUUCUUUUACACAGUAGAUCUGGGAGAAGACCAGCGGCUGAAAAAUUUGUUCUGGGUUGAUGCCAAAAGUAGGCAUGACUAUAACACUUUCAGUGAUGUAGUGUCGUUUGAUACUACUUACGUUAGAAACAAAUACAAGAUGCCUCUCGCUUUAUUUGUUGGGGUGAAUCAACACUAUCAGUUCAUGUUGCUUGGAUGUGCCUUGAUAUCAGAUGAAAGUGCAGCAACAUUUUCUUGGUUAAUGCGGAUGUGGCUGAAAGCAAUGGGUGGGCAAGCUCCGAAAGUAAUAAUUGCUGACCAUGACAAAGCCAUUAAAUCAGCUGUUUUGGAGGUCUUUCCUGAUGCUCGUCAUUGCUUUUGUUUGUGGCAUAUAUUGGGGAAAGUUUCUGAAAAUUUUGGUCAUGUAAUCAAACAGCAUGAAAAUUUUAUGGCAAAAUUUGAAAAAUGCAUCUUCAAGUCAUGGACAAAUGAAGAGUUUGAAAAAAGGUGGUGGAAAUUUCUUGAUAGAUUUGAACUCAAAGAGGAUGAAUGGAUGCAGUCACUAUAUGAAGAUCGUAAACUAUGGGUGCCAACAUAUAUGAAAGAUGUGUGUUUGGCUGGGUUGUGCACAGUUCAGCGAUCAGAAAGUGUUAAUUCCUAUUUUGAUAAGUAUGUGCAUAAGAAGACCACUGUUCAGGAAUUUGUGAAACAGUAUGAAUCAAUUCUGCAAGAUCGGUAUGAAGAGGAAGCCAAAGCAGAUUCUGACACUUGGAACAAACAGCCUGCAUUAAAAUCUCCUUCACCUUUGGAGAAGAGUGUUUCAGGGGUGUACACACAUGCAGUUUUCAAGAAAUUUCAGGCUGAGCUUCUAGGAGUAGUUGCUUGUCAUCCUAAAAGAGAAAGACAAGAUGAUACAAUCAUUACUUUCCGAGUUCAAGAAUUUGAAAGGAGUCAAGACUUUAUUGUUAUAUAUAAUGAAAUGAAACCUGAAAUUUCCUGUAUAUGUGGGUUAUAUGAAUACAAGGGUUAUCUUUGUAGACAUGCAAUGAUUGUUCUUCAAAUUUGUGGCCUUUCUGCCAUCCCAUCCCAAUAUAUAUUGAAACGGUGGACAAAAGAUGCAAAGAGCAAGCAUUUGUUGGGAGAAGAAUUGGGACUCGUACAAUCUAGGGUGCAACGAUACAAUGAUUUAUGUCAACGGGCAAUGAAACUGAGUGAAGAGGGAUCUCUUUCUCUGGACAGUUUUAGUUAUGCAAUGGGUGCACUAGAGGAAGCUUUUGGAACCUGUGUGAAUAUGAAUAAUUCUAGUAAGAGCCUCACAGAAGCUGGCACAUCAGACACACAUGGUCUACUCUGCAUUGAAGAAGACAACCAAAGUAGAAGCACGGGGAAGACAAAUAAAAAAAAGAAUCCAACGAAGAAAAGAAAGGUGAACUCUGAAUCUGACGUUAUGACUGUUGGGGCACAAGAAAGCUUGCAGCAAAUGGACAAAUUAAGCUCAAGAGCAGUAACCCUUGAUAGCUACUACAGCACACAACAGGGGAUGCAAGGAAUGGUACAACUGAACUUAAUGGCACCAACACGUGAUAAUUACUAUGGGAAUCAACAGACCAUUCAGGGGCUGGGGCAAUUGAACUCAAUAGCACCAAGCCACGAUGGUUAUUACAGUGCUCCACAGAGCAUGCAUGGGCUGGGACAGAUGGAUUUCUUCCGAGCUCCUACUGGUUUCACUUAUGGCAUUCGAGAUGAUCCCAAUGUGAGGGCUGCACAGUUGCAUGAUGAUGCAUCCAGACAUGCCUGAGAAGCACGUUUCUCAUCAUGAAGGUGAGACCUAGACAAUACAUUGAAGCUAAUUGUCUCUGUGAAGAACUGAAAAAAUCUAUCAUGCCUGGUGGAUGGAAGGAUCACGAUGUAGCCUCUUCCUUUGUUGUCUGUAAAAUAAGAUAAGAUUGACUAGGCUGUUAUGUGCACCGUUUCUUUUGAUUAUUCCCUGAGAGUUGGAACAGAUUCGAGGUAGGGUUGUAUCUCUUGUAAAGUUUCUUGUAUUAUUGUAUCUCUGAUAGGAGCAGUCGAAAUCGGUACAACUUAACUAGUUCAUUAUCAUUGGCUAAUAUGCCAUCUAUGUAUUUUGUAGCCCACAAGUGUUAGCAGGUGCAAGAAUGUUGAAAAUUAGUUCACUUUGAUGUACAACUUCUGUUUACUCUUUUUAGUUUAUAUAAAAAAACAAUUUCUAUUUUA
Molecule: messenger RNA, 5905 nt
Organism: Carya illinoinensis
Lineage: Eukaryota; Viridiplantae; Streptophyta; Magnoliopsida; Fagales; Juglandaceae
Product: protein FAR-RED ELONGATED HYPOCOTYL 3
Exons: 10
Coding region: 2928-5468 (846 amino acids)
Biological process (GO): regulation of DNA-templated transcription
Molecular function (GO): zinc ion binding
Source: RefSeq, a predicted model, not a curated record